AUGGCAUUGAAAGCUGGCGGCGGAAAGGCAACGACAAUGGCUGCAAUAGCGGCUGCAACGGGCAGCGGCAGCAAGGCUCAGAAGGAAAUCCUUUUAAUUUACAUUUACAAGAUGUUGAAACCGGUCGAUUUUGGCACUGGCGUCUCGUCUAAGGCGAUGAGGAUCAUGAACAGCUUUGUAAACGGUAAGCGUAUCGCGGCUGAGGACUCCCGUCUGGCGCACUACGACAAGCGCUCAACGAUCACCAGCCGCGAGAUUCAGACCGCACACCACCUCCGGCUGCCGAGCGAGUUAGCCAAGCACGACGUCUUAUAG
Molecule: messenger RNA, 315 nt
Organism: Armigeres subalbatus
Lineage: Eukaryota; Metazoa; Arthropoda; Insecta; Diptera; Culicidae
Product: histone H2B-like
Exons: 1
Coding region: 1-315 (104 amino acids)
Cellular component (GO): nucleosome
Molecular function (GO): structural constituent of chromatin; DNA binding; protein heterodimerization activity
Source: RefSeq, a predicted model, not a curated record